GCACACCAGCACCAGAAGCCCAGGACCUUGCUGCAAUCCAGGACUCUCCUGUGGGACCAGGGCUGUCACUCUCCCAGUUGGCAGCCUCCCCACAGUCUCCGGCUCCUCCUCGCAGCUCUUCCAAGCCCCCUCCUGGGUCCCUGGACAGCCCUCAGUCCCCGCAGGGUCCCCAGCUCCAGGCACAGGAAUCCGUGUUAGAGGGUGGGAUCUCUCACCUGGAAGCUGACCUGAGCCAGACGACCUCGACCUCGGUUCUGGGAACACCUGCUGUGGACCACCUACAGGAACUUCCCUUCACUCCCUUGCAUGCCCCCAUUGUUGUGGGAGCCCAGACCAGGAGCUCCAGGAGCCAGCUCUCGAGGGCUGCAAUGGCUCUCCUUCAGUCAUCUGGCUUCCCCGAGAUUCUUGAUGCCAACCAGCAGCCGGUGGAGGCCGUCAACCCCAUAGACCCUGUGAGGUUCAACCCUCAGAAGGAGGAGUCGGACGGUCUUCGAGGGAAUGAGAUAGUGUUGCAGUUUCUUGCCUUCAGCAGAGCGGCCCAGGACUGCCCCGGAGCACCAUGGCCACAGACUGUGUAUUUCACCUUCCAGUUUUACCGUUUCCCACCUGAGACCACACCACGCCUGCAGCUGGUCAAACUGGAUGGGACAGGCAAGAGCAGCUCAGGCUCCCUGUCCCAUGUCCUCGUCCCCAUUGAUAAAGACGGCUCCUUUGAUCCUGGCUCUCCCGGCUUCCAGCUGAGGUACAUGGUGGAUCCCGGGUUCCUGAAGCCAGGCGAGCAGUGCUGGUUCAUCCACUAUCUGGCUGCUCAGACGCUGCAAGUCGACGUCUGGGACGGAGACUCUUUGCUCCUCAUUGGGUCUGCUGGCGUCCAGAUGAAGCACCUCCUCCGCCAAGGGCGGCCAGCCGUUCAGGUCUCACAUGAACUGGAGGUGGUGGCCACCGAGUAUGAACAGGAAACAGUGGCCAUGAGUGGUGACAUGGCUGGCUUCGGCAGCGUCAAGCCCAUUGGCGUUCACACGGUGGUGAAGGGCCGUCUGCACCUGACCUUGGCCAAUGUGGGUCACGAGUGUGAGCCCAGAGCAAGAGGUUCCAGUUCACUGCCACCAUCCAGGUCUCGGGUCAUCUCAAAUGGAGCCAGCUUCUUCUCUGGGGGAAGCCUCCUCAUACCAGGGGGCUCCAGACGUUUCAGGGACCGUGAACGGGAGCUGCUGCGAGGGAUCAGGCCCCGAGUCUCCGUCUUUAUCAGUAGAGUGACACAGAGCAGAUCCACGCCGGAAAAUCUCUGUGAAGAGGCUCUGGGGACCAGUCACGGGCUCUGCUGGUACUCCACACAUCGCCCCGACCCCUCCUCUCCUGCUCCUCCAAUAGGGAAAUGUGUGGUACAAGCGCAGAAGCUGGCUGAUGUGGACAGCGAGCUGGCCGCCAUGCUGCUGACCCACCCUGGAGCUGGCCCGGGGCCCCAGGCUGCCCGCGGGGAGCCAGAUGCCGCACACAGGCGCAAGCUGGAGAGGAUGCGGCUGGUGCGCCUGCAGGAGGCCGGAGGAGCGUCCGACAGUCGCAGGAUCAGCUUGCUGGCCCAGCAGAGUAUCCGUGCACAGCAUUCACGGGACCUGCAGGUCAUUGAUGCCUACCGGGAACGCACCAAGGCUGAGAGCAUCACCAGCGUGCUAAGCCAGGCCAUCACCACCCACCACACGCUGUACGCCACGCUGGGUACGGCUGAGUUCUUUGAGUUUGCCCUUAAAAACCCGCACAACACUCAGCACACGGUGGCCAUUGAGAUUGAUAGUCCAGAGCUCAGCAUCAUCCUGGACAGUCAGGAGUGGAGGUACUUCAAGGAGGCCACUGGCCUGCACACACCCCUGGAGGAGGACAUGUUCCACCUGCGUGGCAGCCUGGCACCCCAGCUCUACCUGAGACCCCGGGAGACUGCCCACAUCCCUUUCAAGUACCAGAACUUUUCUGUGGGCCCACUGGCUCCACCACAGGCCCCUGCUGAGAUGAGCUCUGAGAAGGACCCGGAGUCGAGAGCCCUCUGGAAGUGCAGUGCCAUGCCUACUAAACACGCCAAGGUCCUUUUCCGGACGGAGAGUGGCCGGCCCAUUGCCGUGCUCUGCCUGACUGUGGAGCCCCAGCCCCACGUGGUGGACCAGGUCUUCCGCUUCUACCACCCAGAGCUCACCUUCCUGAAGAAGGCCAUCCGCCUGCCUCCCUGGCACACACUUCCAGGUGCUCCCGUGGGGACGCCUGGUGACGACCCCCCAGUCCAUGUUCGAUGCAGUGACCCGAAUGUCAUCUGUGAGGCCCAGAACGUGGGCCCCGGUGAGCCACGGGAUGUGUUUCUCAAGGUGGCCAGCGGUCCAAGCCCGGAGAUCAAAGACUUCUUUGUCAUCAUCUAUGCGGAUCGCUGGCUGGCGGAGCCUGUGCAGAUGUGGCAGGUCUGUCUCCACUCCCUGCAGCGUGUGGACGUCUCCUGUGUCGCAGGACAGCUGACCCGUCUGUCCCUUGUCUUACGGGGGACACAGACGGUUAGGAAAGUGAGAGCCUUUACCUCCCACCCUCAGGAGCUGAAGACAGACCCUGCAGGUGUCUUUGUGUUGCCGCCUCAUGGGGUACAGGACCUUCAUGUGGGCGUGAGGCCGAGGAGGGCUGGCAACCGCUUUGUCCAUCUCAAUCUGGUGGACAUGGACUACCACCAGCUGGUGGCAUCGUGGCUGGUGUGUCUCUCCUGUCGCCAGCCACUCAUUUCCAAGGCCUUUGAGAUCACCAUGGCAGCAGGCGAUGCGAAGGGUGCCAGCAAGCGGAUCACCUACACCAACCCCUAUCCUUCUCAGAGGACCUACCACCUACACAGUGACCGCCCUGACCUGCUGCAGUUCAAGGAGAGCUCCUUCCAGGUGGCAGGAGGAGAGACCUACACCAUUGGCCUGAGGUUCCUGCCAAGUGGUAGCACCGGGCAGGAGGAGAUCCUGAUCUACAUCAAUGACCAUGAGGACAAGAACGAAGAGGCAUUCUGUGUGAAGGUCCUCUACCAGUGAGGGCACAGCCGUGUGGCCAGGGCCCAUUCCUGAGUGCCCCCCCCAAACCCCUCCUAGCCUCGCAGUCUCUGUGACUCAGGACGGUCCUGCGUGGCCUGUGGAGCUGGCCAGGUGGAGAGAGGAGGUGUUCCUGGUCAUGGCAGCUAAGCUGAGCUGAGACUCUAAUCCUGUGAGGGAAUGAGGCCUCCAGGUGGCCGCAGCAGUGACCCCACCCUGCCCAUGGCACACGCAAGGCUGCGUUACUCCUCAUGACUCUCAGGCUGUCACCGUCUAGAACAAAUUGUCUUGUGUAAGUCAUCCCCAAAGAUAAAAUUAUGCUUUUCUUACCAGAUUUAGUAUGAACAUAAUAUAUUUUAAUUUGCUAUGUAUUUUAUACUGGAAUUCUUUUGUAUCUGCUUUUUUUUUUAAGUUAUUGAAUGAAACACUUGACUUCUGCAGA
Messenger RNA from Cricetulus griseus (Chinese hamster), 3480 nucleotides. The record is from RefSeq and is a predicted model, not a curated record. NCBI's taxonomy places the organism in Eukaryota, Metazoa, Chordata, Mammalia, Rodentia, Cricetidae.